CGACGUAGAACUACAAGGAGAUCAAUUGAGAUUAAGCAAAGAGAGAUCAGAAAGAAUUAGAAGAAGGGCAACAGACAGAUCGAAGCAAAAAAAAAAAUGUCUGGCUGCGGUGGCGACUGUGGAUGUGGCUCUAACUGCAAGUGCGGUGGAGGGUGCAAGAUGUUUCCUGAUCUCACCGUUUCUGAAGCAAAGGGUGCUGAGAUCUUGAUUUCUGGAGUUGCUCCGCUAGUUGGGCGUUUCAGUGGAGUAUUGGAGAUGGUUGAGGAAGGAUACGAUGUGAGUGAAGGGUGCAAGUGCGGCAAGUGUGGGUGUGACCCAUGCACCUGCAAGUGAUACCUCUCCUGUGUUCCGGGUGACCUGAGGAUCACGACAAAGUUUAUGUGUAGUUUGUUGAUAAUAAAUUGGCCAUGGGCGUUUCCUCAUCAUCUAGGGCACCAUGCCCUGGCCUAGCUUCUGUGCUUGCUCGUGUCCCAUGUGAAAGUUAUUGUGUCUCUGGUUGGAAUCCGAAUCAUGUAUACAUAAGUGUGGAAUGAAAUGAUCCUUUUCUUAUUA
Nymphaea colorata (pocket water lily) is the source of this 552-nucleotide messenger RNA. RefSeq names its product metallothionein-like protein type 2. The transcript is spliced from 3 exons. NCBI's taxonomy places the organism in Eukaryota, Viridiplantae, Streptophyta, Magnoliopsida, Nymphaeales, Nymphaeaceae. The record is from RefSeq and is a predicted model, not a curated record. Bases 97 to 333 code for a protein of 78 amino acids. Gene Ontology annotation, molecular function: metal ion binding.